AGGAAAAAAAAAACUAAACGUGAUUUCAAGAAGAUGGCGACCGCUCUGGUGGUGUCAACUUCAGUUUCUGCUACUGCUGAAAAGAAAAAAUGUGAGACAACUAUUCAAAAGGUAGUGAGUCCUGAAGCAUACAUCAAGCAUCCAUUGCAAAACAAGUGGGCUCUCUGGUUUUUCAAGAAUGACAAAAGCAAAACAUGGCAAGCCAACCUUCGUCUCAUCUCCAAAUUUGAUACUGUGGAAGACUUCUGGGCAUUAUACAAUCACAUCCAGUUAUCAAGUAAUUUGAUGUCUGGCUGUGACUACUCGCUGUUUAAGGAUGGGAUUGAGCCCAUGUGGGAGGACGACAGGAACCGACGAGGCGGCCGCUGGUUGAUCACUCUGUCCAAGCAGCAGCGCAAAACCGACCUGGACCGGUUCUGGUUGGAGACACUGUUGUGUCUUGUGGGAGAAGCAUUCGACGACCACAGCGAUGAUGUUUGUGGAGCCGUCAUUAAUGUCCGAGUCAAAGGAGAUAAGAUAGCUAUCUGGACCACGGACUAUGAAAACAAAGAGGCCAUCACACACAUAGGGCGGGUGUAUAAAGAGAGAUUAGGCGUACCACCAAAAGUGAUCAUCGGUUACCAGUCGCAUGCAGACACGGCCACAAAGAGCGGCUCCACAACCAAGAACAAGUUUGUUGCCUGAGGAUUUGUCAACCAAGAUUAUUUUUCUGCUGGCAACAAAGAUUUUCUGGCAAUUUCCAUGAAUGUAACUUAUAAGUUUGUCCACCAAAAAGAAAAAUUGUUUGAAAUGCAGAUAAAAAAAAUCGUUUGUCUGUUUGUUGACACUUUACGAAGCGUUUCUGUCAUCACAAAUGUAGCACUUGUUAGAACACUUGUUUUUUUGUGUGUGUUGGUGAGUUGAAGAUGGCACUUUUUCAUUUUCCAAUGCAGCUUCUUGUUUUGGGAAAAUUUAAUUUAUCUAAUGCGUAAUGUAUUUCUAAUUUCUUCAAGUACUUGACAUUAAAGGCAAUUUAAUUCUU
Messenger RNA from Mugil cephalus (flathead mullet), 1021 nucleotides. RefSeq names its product eukaryotic translation initiation factor 4E-1A-like. Gene Ontology annotation, biological process: translational initiation. NCBI's taxonomy places the organism in Eukaryota, Metazoa, Chordata, Actinopteri, Mugiliformes, Mugilidae. Gene Ontology annotation, cellular component: cytoplasm; eukaryotic translation initiation factor 4F complex. The record is from RefSeq and is a predicted model, not a curated record. The coding region runs from base 34 to 684 and encodes 216 amino acids. The transcript is spliced from 7 exons. Gene Ontology annotation, molecular function: RNA 7-methylguanosine cap binding; translation initiation factor activity.